This is a messenger RNA of Triticum turgidum subsp. durum (durum wheat), 279 nucleotides long. The record is from the annotation of a GenBank genome assembly. NCBI's taxonomy places the organism in Eukaryota, Viridiplantae, Streptophyta, Magnoliopsida, Poales, Poaceae.
AUGAGGCCCCAGGCGCUGCUCGCCGUCCUGGCCGUCGUCGCCGUCCUUGCAGCAGCUCUGCCCCUCGCCCACAGCCAAGAUACGACGCUGUGCUGCGACAAGUGCGGCAUCUGCACCAGGUCCUUCCCGCCGCAGUGCAGAUGCAUGGACAUCUCGCCUACCGGGUGCAACCCGGCCUGCAAGACCUGCGCCAAGUCCACCGUCGGCGGCCGUGACAGCUUCCAGUGCAAGGAUUUCAUCACCAACUUCUGCAAGACCCGCUGCACUAAGGCCGCGUGA